AUGUACCGAUGGACAACAGUAUAUGCUAUGAGGACUGUUCAGGCUGAUCCAAAAUAUGACGGCAUUCUUCGGAAUAUCUCGGAUGGGACCAUGGAAGCUUACAUGAUGCCACCCUUUGCGUCAAACCACGCAUCGUUCAUUGAGCCUCUUCCAAAUGGUGACCUUGUCAUGGCUUGGUUUAGUGGAAUAUCGGAAGGGAUGAGCAAUGUUGCCAUUGUUUUCAGCCAAUUGAAAAAUAAUUCCAACCAAUGGUCAAAAGCACAGGUCGUGUCCCAGAGAAAAGGAUACUCUAAUCAAAACCCAGUGUUCUUUUAUGAUAAUAAAACAGAUGCUUUGUACCUUUUCCACACGCAACAGGAAGCAAAAAAAUCACAACUUGGAACAAGAAGUGAAGAAUCCGCAGAAAUAUGGGUGUUGAGUGCAUUGAAUGUGACGAAUUCUUCCAAUAUACGGUUUUCCCCACCGCGCGUGAUGUUUAAACACAAAGGUUCGUUUGAUCGAAAUAGAGUUGUUGUAUCUUUGAGAAAUACAUGGUUGUACCCUAUAUACUACGCCGGCGGAUCCAGCAAGGAUCAAAGUUCAAAUCUAAAGGAAUGUGUGGAUCACAACGUGUUCAGUUCUUGGCUAGACCAUCCGUUUUUGGACACCAACUAUCUGGUUCAACCAUCCGUCAUCAGGCCAAAGAAAGGUGAUCUGCGACUCGUGGCAUUCUUUCGAGACAGGAGAGCACAGUACAUUUAUAAAGCCGAUAGUUCUGAUGAUGGUAAAACGUGGUCUAAACCAACAAAAACAACAUUGCCCAAUAACAACAGCGGGAUAGAAGCCACGGUUCUCAGCAGCGGUAACUUUGCUAUCGUGUACAAUCCAACAAACAAAGAUCGAAAUCCUCUCAGUAUUUCACUGUCUACAGACCAAGGUCUAACUUGGAAGUACACAAGAAACCUAGAAUAUAAAACAGAUGAAAAUGGAGUCGAGUUCAGUUAUCCCACCUUGUUUCAGGACUCCACGGGCAGGAUUCAUAUCUCCUAUACAUACAAUCGAGAGACAGUAAAACACAGAGUCAUUCCGAAUGAACAAUGGAUUAUGCAACAAUAAAACAAUA
Messenger RNA from Saccostrea echinata, 1102 nucleotides. RefSeq lists its product as uncharacterized. The transcript has 6 exons. Lineage: Eukaryota; Metazoa; Mollusca; Bivalvia; Ostreida; Ostreidae. The record is from RefSeq and is a predicted model, not a curated record. Bases 1 to 1095 code for a protein of 364 amino acids.